UUUCUUAAAUUUUGAUCAGAUUCUGUUGGUCAUCUUUUGUGUUUUGGAACCAAACAAACUGCAGGUCAUCAUUGUGCUGCGGCUGAUGAACAGCAGCCUUCCACAGACUUUAUGAAAAUGCUGGUCAUCUUUGGAAUCCUGGUCAUGUCCACACAAGUGUCCACAGGUUUGCUGCCCAUGAACCCUGUUUGUAGAGUUACUCAGAGUGAUCCAUGUUAUGGAGCUGUGGGACGACCGCUGUACCUGCAGCUGCCAUCUGAGGAUGAAAUCAUCUUGAAGAGGAGCAACAGUGGAACUAAAACUACUAAUGGCAUUUUCAUGUUUAGAAAACAAACAAAAAAACAUUCAGAUUAUCCAAGAUGGCAGUUUGUUACUGAUAACAACACCAUGAUAAUCAGCAGUGCAGAGAAAAGAGACUCAGGGAAAUACACUUUAGAUACAUUUGAUUCAGCAGGGACAUCAACAGGCAUUUAUCACCUCCAGCUGGUUAUUGAAGCUGUGGUGUCCUCAGUGACUGUGACAGACAGCUGCUCCUCCAAGGACAAGAGGGAAGUUUACUGCUCAUCUGAUGGUGAUAAUGUGCUCUACAACUGGACUUUCCUACAUACACACCAACUGGCUGGUGGGAACCAGACUCUUCUGCUGGACAAGGAAGCUGUCGGAAGUGUGACCUGCUAUGCACAAAAUCAUGUUACCCGUGGACACAGAACUAUUGAACUACAUCAGUGUUCUGAAACAUCUCAUAUAAUGUCAACCAUGGACAUGGGAUGUGGACAGAUGACAUUUUUGGAUACCAGUUUCCUGGUGUUUGUGUCAGUGUGGCUCUUUGAGGUCAUCGUCCUGCUGUCCCUGUUAGUUGGAGCGUUUUACAUCUACACCAGAAUCUACAAGAAACUGAGAGCAGCUGAGGGUAAGACCGGUUUGCUGUCCAUGAACCCUGUUUGUAGAUUUACUCAGAGUGAUCCAUGUUAUGGAGCUGUGGGACGACCGCUGUACCUGCAGCUGCCAUCUGAGGAUCAAUUAGUCUUAAAGAAGAACAUCAGUGGAGCUCGUACGGAUCAUAUUUUCAGAUUUCUAAACCAUAAAAUCAUAUUAAAACAUCCAGAUUAUCAAAGAUGGCAGUUUGUUACUGAUAACAGAACCAUGAUAAUCAGCAGUGCAGAGAAAAGAGACUCAGGAAGAUACACUUUAGAUACAUAUGAUUCAGCAGGGACAGACAGAGGCGUUUAUUAUCUCCAGCUCGUUAUUGAAGAUGUGGUGUCCUCAGUGACUGUGACAGACAGCUGCUUAUCUAUUGAGAAGAGGAAAGUUUACUGUUCGUCUGAUGGAGAUAAUGUGCACUAUAACUGGACUCUCCAACAUACACAUCAACUGGCUGAUGGGAACCAGACUCUCCUGCUGGACAAAGAAGCUGUUGGACGUGUGACCUGCUAUGCUCAAAAUCACGUUAGUCGUGGACACAAAGCUAUUGAACUACAACAGUGUCCUGGUGUGUCCUCCCCAGAUCCAUACUCUCUGUUUCACAGGGAGUUGACAGGUCUUUCAGCAUGGUGGAACAGUAAAAUAUUGCCUACACUGAGCUUUAGACACUUCCGGUGUGUUUUUGGUUGUGUGGUUUUUGGAGAUUUUUAUUCUGCUGUCAUUGUUGGGAGGUUUUCACAUCUACGGCAGAAUCCAAAGAAAACAGACCAGCAGAGCAGCAGAAAUGAAGGUACAGGAGGUGGAGGAGGGUCUGUACACCAACCUGAAUUGAGAACACAGACAUCAUCAUCAUCAUCAUCAGGAGAGGAGAUAAACUGUCAGACUCUCCACCUCAUACAACCUGAACCAUCAAGCACAUUUCAUGAGCACAGAUUCAGAUUGUUCAGAUUUAGGAUUGUGGUGAAUUUAAUGGACCAUGAAAACUCUCCAGUCUGAGUAGCAAUUUUGUUUGGCCUCAUGAAUGGACUUUUAAGUGUGUCCCUUACAAAGGACGGGUGAGGUUACAAUUCCAUAGUAAGUGCAUGCUGUACUAGUGUGAAGGUUUUUAUAGAGCAGUAUUUCUCACAGUGUUGCUUUGUUUCUUUUGUCCGUCUCUCAUGACCACCUUGCAAUGUAUUUCAAUGUACAGAUCUCUCAGUAUUUACCUGCUAUUAGUCAUCCUCGAUUUUCUCCUUCACGUUUAGACUUUAUAACUGGCAUAUUUAGAAUAGUAAUACUAGAUUAAUACAGAGUUUUUCAGCUUACCAGACACAAAAAU
Molecule: messenger RNA, 2239 nt
Organism: Pygocentrus nattereri (red-bellied piranha)
Lineage: Eukaryota; Metazoa; Chordata; Actinopteri; Characiformes; Serrasalmidae
Exons: 12
Coding region: 112-1917 (601 amino acids)
Source: RefSeq, a predicted model, not a curated record